This is a messenger RNA of Raphanus sativus (radish), 2066 nucleotides long. Its product is annotated as chaperonin CPN60-like 2, mitochondrial. Gene Ontology annotation, molecular function: ATP-dependent protein folding chaperone; ATP binding. The record is from RefSeq and is a predicted model, not a curated record. Lineage: Eukaryota; Viridiplantae; Streptophyta; Magnoliopsida; Brassicales; Brassicaceae. Gene Ontology annotation, cellular component: mitochondrion; cytosol. Gene Ontology annotation, biological process: protein refolding.
GAAAGUUCCAGACUUUUUGCCCUUUCUUUCCUAAAUAUUUCCUCGCAUAUUCUCUUUCCGAUCGUGUCUAAACCCUAAACCCUUCGCAAGCCCCUCUCUGUCUCUCUACUUUGUCCGCAAGCGAAAAAUGUACAGAGUGCUGUCAAAGUUAUCUUCCUCAAUUGGCUCCUCUACUUCCCGGAAACUGGUUUCGGGAAGGAUUAUAAGCAGCAGAAACUAUGUGGCUAAGGAUAUCAGUUUUGGGAUUGGUGCUCGUGCUGCUAUGUUGCAAGGUGUUUCCGAGGUUGCUGAAGCCGUCAAAGUCACUAUGGGACCAAAGGGAAGAAACGUGAUAAUUGAGAGCAGUUAUGGCGCACCGAAGAUCACAAAAGAUGGUGUCACCGUGGCCAAAAGUAUUUCGUUUGAGUCGAACGCUAAGAAUAUGGGUGCUGAGCUCGUUAAACAGGUCGCUAAUGCCACUAACAAGGUUGCUGGAGAUGGUACCACUUGUGCGACCGUUUUGACUCAGGCGAUACUCACCGAAGGCUGCAAGUCAGUGGCUGCUGGUGUGAAUGUGAUGGAUUUGCGUAGUGGUAUAAACAUGGCUAUUGAUGCAGUUGUCUCUGAUUUGAAAAGCAGAGCUGUUAUGAUUAGCACCCCAGAAGAGAUCACACAGGUUGCUACCAUAUCUGCAAACGGAGAGCGUGAGAUUGGUGAAUUAAUUGCAAGAGCCAUGGAGAAAGUUGGAAAGGAAGGGGUUAUCACUGUUGCUGAUGGGAACACUUUGGAGAACGAGCUUGAAGUAGUUGAAGGAAUGAAGCUAGCCAGAGGUUACAUCUCUCCUUAUUUUAUCACAGAUGAGAAGACUCAGAAAUGCGAGCUUGAGAAUCCCAUCAUCCUCAUCCAUGAGAAGAAGGUUUCAGACAUGAACUCGUUGUUGAAAGUUCUAGAGGCAGCUGUGAAGAGCAGCAGACCACUUCUUGUUGUAGCAGAAGAUGUAGAGAGUGAUGCAUUAGCUAUGCUGAUUCUCAAUAAGCAUCAUGCUGGGCUUAAGGUAUGCGCUAUCAAGGCUCCAGGUUUUGGUGACAACAGGAAAGCAAGCUUAGAUGAUCUUGCAGUUCUUACCGGUGCAGAGGUUAUCUCUGAGGAGCGCGGUCUAACUCUUGACAAAAUUCGUCCUGAGUUGCUUGGAACUGCGAAGAAGGUCACCAUCUCUCGUGAUGACACUCUCAUCCUGCACGGUGGUGGCGACAAGAAGCUAAUUGAAGAAAGAUGUGAAGAGUUAAGAUCAGCAAAUGAAAAAAGCACAUCCACAUUUGAUAAAGAAAAAACGCAAGAACGACUCUCAAAACUAUCAGGUGGUGUUGCUGUCUUCAAGGUGGGAGGAGCAAGUGAAGCUGAAGUUGGUGAAAGAAAAGACAGAGUCACUGAUGCUUUGAAUGCUACAAGAGCAGCCGUAGGAGGCAUCAUACCUGGUGGUGGUGUGGCUUUGUUAUACUCUACAAAGGCUUUAGACAACCUUGAAACUCAUAACGAGGAUCAAAGAAGAGGUGUUCAGAUCGUUCAGAAUGCUCUCAAGGCACCUGCUUUGACAAUAGCUGCAAAUGCUGGUUACGAUGGUUCUUUAGUGGUUGGCAAGUUACUAGAGCAAGACGAUUGCAACUUCGGUUUCGAUGCUGCCAAAGGUUCGUAUGUUGAUAUGGUGAAAGCUGGAAUCAUAGACCCUGUCAAGGUUAUCAAAACCGCAUUAACCGAUGCUGCUAGCGUUUCUUUGCUGUUGACAACAACAGAGGCCUCAGUGCUUGUGAAGGCAGAGGAGAAAACUCAAAAGCAUGUCCCUGAUAUGGCUGGCAUGGGCAUGUGAUGAUUUGGCCUUCUCUAACAAAAAAAAAAAGCAUUCAAAUUAAAGCCUUCUCUUUUUUUUUGUCCUACUACAAAGUUGUAGACUUUCUUCGAUUUAAAUUGCUUACAAUGUUGCAAACUUUCUUUGAUCUAAAUUAGUUGUUAUCAACUUUGUGGAAUGCCAACUUGUAUCUGUGGUCAAAGAAUUGAAUUUUAAACAGGCAAAAGAGACUGUUUUUUCUUCA